Molecule: messenger RNA, 1065 nt
Organism: Nicotiana tabacum (common tobacco)
Lineage: Eukaryota; Viridiplantae; Streptophyta; Magnoliopsida; Solanales; Solanaceae
Source: RefSeq, a predicted model, not a curated record
AUGGUGAAUGUGGUGGAAGAUGUUCAACCCACAUCAAAUGAAGAUUAUGAGGAAGAAAAUUAUGUCAACAACUCUCAAGAAGGAUAUCAAAGGCAACAAUACCAAGGUUCAGGACAACAAAACCAAUGGAGGCCUGACCCGCAAGGGCAAGGCAGCCAACAAUGGCGAAAUGACCAAGAUAGGUCCAACACUUCAAUGAGGAAUAUGAUUGAGCUUGUCGCUUCUCAUACUGCAUCUAUUCAAAAGUUGGAGAUGCAAAUAAGAGAUCUCUCAAGAGAGAAAAAUCCGAAGCAAAAGGGCACACUCCCAAGUGACACAAUUGAAAACCCAAAAUGUGGUGGGAAUGAUCCAACUUCUCAUUGUAUGGCAAUUACAACUCGGAGUGGGAAAGUACUUCAAGGAGAGAACGAACAAAUGGUCGAAGUGGAAGAUUCCGAACAAGAAGUUGAGGCACAAGUUGAAGUGCCAAUUGUUGUUGAAGCUAAAAAGGUCCCGAAAGAGUUGAAACUUCAAGAAGUGAACCGGGAAGAGGUUAAGGAAAAGGUGAAAGAGACUCCAAAAAUUCUAGAACCAAUUCCUAGACCUCCUCCUCCUCCUUUCCCUCAAAUACUUUCUAGGAAGAUGUCGGGUUUUACUAAGUAUUUGGAAGACUUGAUCACCAAGAAUGAAGUGGUAAAUGUGACUCACCGGGUUAGUUCCAUCAUUGCAACUACCACCGUUCAAAAGAAAGAAGACUCGGGAGCUUUUACCAUUCCAUGUACUAUUAGGGGGCGCGAUUUUGCAAAAGCUCUUUAUGAUAAUGGGGCUAGCAUAAAUUUAAUGCCUCUUGCUAUUUACAAGCAAGGGGGGUUAGAUAUGCCGAGGCCUAUAAGUAUGAGGUUGCAAAUGGCCAAACGUUCAUUAAAGAGACCGGUGGGAAUUGUUGAUGAUGUGCUUGUGAAAGUGGGAAAGUUCCUCCUCCCCGCCGACUUUGUGAUCCUUGAUUGUGCUAUUGACAAAGAGAUCCCUAUCAUCUUGGGGAGACAAUUUCUUGCUACCGGAAGAGCACUUAUGGAUUCAGAAUGA